AUGUUCAUCCCAAGACUCGUCCUCCCCCGCCUGGCCCUACCCCUGGCCAGAGGCUUCACAACAACCGCUUCCAGACACAAGCUCACCCCCCAGCAAAUCCAAAUCGUCAAGUCCACGAUCCCUGCACUGGAAUCCCACGGCGUCGCAAUCACCACUCUCUUCUAUCAGCGGCUCCUCCAGCAACACCCCGAGCUCAAGAACAUCUUCAACACCGCACACCAAGCCACCGGCGAACAACCCGCCGCCCUGGCCCACUCCGUCUGGGCAUACGCCACCAACAUCGAGCACCCGGAGGCCCUGAAAACAGCCAUUUCGCGCAUCGGCCACAAACACGCCAGCCUGGGGAUCACGGCGGACCAAUACCCGGCUGUCGGGGAGGGCCUUCUGGCCGCCAUCAAAGAGGUGCUAGGCGACGCGGUGGACGACCAGGUGCUCGACGCCUGGAAAGCCGCAUACGGGGAACUGGCGGGGUACUUCAUUGGCUUUGAAAGCGAGCUGUACCGGCAGGCGGAAGCAACGCCGGGCGGGUGGAAGGGGUGGCGGAAGUUCUUCAUCUCGGAGAAGGUCCACGAAGGCGAGGAGAUCAUCUCGUUCUACCUCACGCCGAUCGAUAAGGCUGCACUGCCGGCGUAUAAACCCGGCCAGUUCGUCAGUGUGAAGUGCUUCGUCCCGGAGCUGGGGGUCUACCAGCCCCGGCAGUAUAGCUUGUCGGAUGUGCCGAAUGGAGAGUACUUCCAGAUCUCGGUGAAGAGGGAAUCUGCGCUAGGACCCAAACCGGCCGGACGCAUUUCGAAUGUGCUGCAUGAGGGCUUGCCGGUGGGUGCGGAGCUGGAUGUUAGUAUGCCGUUUGGGGAUUUCGUGUUGGAUGUUAAUGCGACUACGCCGGUCGUGCUGAUUAGUGGUGGCGUUGGGCUGACGCCGAUGAUGUCCAUGUUGAAGACUGUCGUGGAUCAGGGAGGGUCGAGGCGCGUGGUCUUCAUUCAUGCGGUGCGGAAUGGGCGCGUGCAUGCAAUGAAGGACCGCUUGGCGAAGAUCAUCUCGGAGAAUCCACAGGUUCAUCGUGCGGUGUUUUAUGAGGAGGUUGAUCAAGGGGACACGCAGGGCGUCGACUAUGACUUCACAGGCAGGGCGGAUCUCCACAAGAUUAAGGAUCAGGCCGUUCUUCCGGAUGCGGAUUACUAUAUCUGUGGUCCGAAGCUGUUCAUGAAUGCGCAGAGUAAAUCUUUGAAAGAUAUGGGUGUGCAGGAGGACCGGAUUCAUAUGGAAGUGUUUGGUUCCCCGACUGAAUAG
This is a messenger RNA of Aspergillus pseudonomiae, 1290 nucleotides long. Its product is annotated as NO-inducible flavohemoprotein. Bases 1 to 1290 code for a protein of 429 amino acids. Gene Ontology annotation, molecular function: FAD binding; heme binding; nitric oxide dioxygenase [NAD(P)H] activity. NCBI's taxonomy places the organism in Eukaryota, Fungi, Ascomycota, Eurotiomycetes, Eurotiales, Aspergillaceae. The transcript has a single exon. Gene Ontology annotation, cellular component: intracellular anatomical structure. The record is from RefSeq and is a predicted model, not a curated record. Gene Ontology annotation, biological process: nitric oxide catabolic process; cellular response to nitrosative stress.